AUGUCGUUCAAGCUCGGUCGGUUAAAUCUGGGCGCCGUCGCGCAGGGGGUGGGUGGACUCGUGUUCGGGAGCGGCGACGACCAGGAAGACGACGGCGGAGUGGAGCGGCUGUUGGAUCGCAUCAGCAAUGGAGUGCUCGCAGAGGAUCGCCAGUCCGCCAUGGCCGACCUGCGCGACGUCGUCACGGACAGCCCUGUCGCACAGCAGGCGCUGGGAGCCAUGGGUAUACCCGUGCUGCUAUCCGUAUUGCGGGAGGACCGAGAAGACGUGGACCUGGUACGGGGAGCGCUAGAGGUGCUGGUGGCAGGGUUGGCAGCAGGGGCAGGAGGAGGGGGCGCGGAGCAGAGGGAGUGGGGCCAGCAGCAGCAGCAGCAGCAGCAGCAGCAGCAGCAGCAGCAGCAGCAGCAGCAGCAGCAGCGGGUGGCGCCAGGGGUGAUCAACUCGGAGCUCUUUGCUCGUGAACCCCACAGCAUCGCACUGCUGCUGGCACUGCUGGAGGAGGAGGAUUUUUACAUUCGCUACCACACCGUUCAGCUGCUCACAAUCCUCCUCUCCAACUGCCCGCACAGGCUACAGGAGGCGAUAUUGGUGAUCCCACAGGGCGUGGGGCGGCUCAUGGAUAUGAUGGCGCUCAAUGAGAGAGAGGUGAUUCGCAACGAGGCACUCGUGCUCAUGAUCAACCUCACACGCUCCGCUGAGGAGAUCCAAAAGAUAGUGGUAUUCGAGGGCGCCUUUGAGCGGGCGUUGAACAUCAUUCGAGACGAGGGAGGGGCGGAUGGAGGCAUCGUGGUGCAGGACUGCAUAGAGCUCAUCAACAACCUCCUCCGCUCCAACGCUCUGGGAGGGUUGGUGCUGGGGCAUGCUGCAAAUCGGGAGGAGCUUGGCAGUAAGCUGAUUAGCAGGGCGGAUCCGACGACUUUCCUGUAUCGGGACGCUGGGUGGGGGCCGAGGAAAGGGAGGCGGGGAGGGGGAGGAGGGGAGGGUGGGUGGGGAGGGGAUGAGGAGGAGGAAGGGGAGGAGGAGGAGGGGUUGUUGAGGGGCGUGGGUGAGGAGAUGGAGCCGGCGCUGCACUGUGUGCUGCGGGUGGCCCUGAGGGCGAGUGCCAUGAGGGAGAGCUCUGCUGCUGACUAUGUUAUUCGAUGCUUCUGUGAGGGCAACAGCGAGGGGCAGACCAUGCUAGCAUCCACCAUCACCCCGCUGCCUCAAGGCGUCGCGGGCAAGGGGAAGCGAGGAGGAGGUGCAAUGGGGGCUGAUGCAGCUGAUGACGCAGCGAAUCUUACCUUUGGAGGGUGCGUGUGGAGGGUGAGGGCGAGUGUGAUGAUGGUUGAGGACAAGAGAGUAGUUGCCCCUCCCGAACUCCUCAUGCCUCGCAUCAUGCGUUACCUCUCCCCUACCAUCCUGCCUCAUUCGUCUGCAAGCCUUGGAGGCGAGCUGCAGGGCAGCCAGCGUUCUCUCUCACCUCCUCAAGUUUGUUGUCGCACCUCCUCACGGGCAACUUAA
Messenger RNA from Closterium sp. Yama58-4, 1500 nucleotides. The record is from the annotation of a GenBank genome assembly. Lineage: Eukaryota; Viridiplantae; Streptophyta; Zygnematophyceae; Desmidiales; Closteriaceae.